CUUGACUGGGGCAGUUGCGCGAGAACACCCGAAGAGAUCGGAACAGCUAAGCAUCCUUAACCGGUAGCACCCGAGGUUGUUGAGUCCAGUUAGGAUCCAUUGAUCGAUAAAGUAUGGGCAAAGGCAAGGGUGGUGGUUCCGGUGGUGGUGGCGGUGGCGGAGGCGGUGGGGCCGGUCAGGGUGGUGGUGUAAGUCAGCCAAAGGUGGCAAUGACGCUAAAGGUGGUGCUGGGGGUAAAGCCGGUGGAGAUAAAGGAGGAAAGAAGGGUGGCAAAAAGUGAUGGCCUGCCGACGUUCAAUCCAUUCCCUGGCAACUAUCCCACACCGACGUUCUUCCGGAAGCGAUAGAAGGCGGACCAAUUUUUGGCAUGUGAUUUUUUGGGCGUUAAAAAUUGAUUCUCACGCUGAAGUGUAUUUAUCGAUGGCUUUUCUGGUGCCGCGUCAAAGCUGGUCCCUGUGAACGAUGGCCAGUGCAGCACUCUUUUUGUGAUUAAAAAUUAAAUUCAAAACUAAAAAACAAUCCGCGGCUGAAGUAUUUCCUAGCGCUCUAUCGCUAAAAACUAACCAUAUGAAAACUAUACUAUGCGCUGUUCUUUACCAUUUGUUUCUUCGUCGACGUGAGUUUUUCAUCUAAUUCAAAUUGUUUAUCGACAAACUUGUGUAAGAGAAUAUCGAAUAAAGAUUAAAGUUACAUUGUAUUGCA
Messenger RNA from Anopheles cruzii, 702 nucleotides. Its product is annotated as rRNA 2'-O-methyltransferase fibrillarin-like. The record is from RefSeq and is a predicted model, not a curated record. The coding region runs from base 114 to 347 and encodes 77 amino acids. NCBI's taxonomy places the organism in Eukaryota, Metazoa, Arthropoda, Insecta, Diptera, Culicidae. The transcript has 2 exons.